Molecule: messenger RNA, 1824 nt
Organism: Odocoileus virginianus texanus
Lineage: Eukaryota; Metazoa; Chordata; Mammalia; Artiodactyla; Cervidae
Source: RefSeq, a predicted model, not a curated record
CAAAACCCGGGGCUCCCUGGCGACGCCGCGUUCUCAGUCUUUGGGAGAGGUCGCGCGGCCUGGGUCCUCGAAGCCGGACUGUACGGCCCCCAAGGGGUCGCGACCGAACUACUAAAUUUCCGGCGAGUCUGGGAAGGCCACCUCCCCCACCUGGAGAGUGACCGGGGGUGACAUUGGCGCCUGGUCUCCCUCCUUUCCUUGGGGAGGGGUCGCUGCUGUGGGAGCUUGUGGGAAGGCGUUUGGACUCAUCUCUGGGCUGUGACUCCUUCGAGGACCAGCUGGGGUCACUCCGCCCGUCUGACCAGAGCUGGCAGGGGGUGCAGGGACAGAGUGCCCGGAGCCAACAAAGGGGCCUUUCUCUGCUUGCAGGGAAGAGGCUGGCCCUUGUUAAGUCGAGGAUGGGAUGUUGUCUGGCUGCCGUUGUCCCCACCCCCAUAUGACCCACAUGGUGGGUGGAGACCCCAGCCACCACCCUGCUCCAGGGAGGGGCGGCCGGCACGACCAGAGCUGCUCCAUAUGUCAAGCUCUGGGCCCAGUCUAACCUUGUUGCUUCCCCCACCUUGCAAGUUUCCAGCUGGGAGGGGAGAGGUCCAGGAACACCAGAGCCCAGGAGGGGAUACGGUCACUUUGGGACUACCAGGUUGGAGCAGGCUUCCUCCUCACUUCCUGAGGGAGCUGGGUAGGGGACAGCAAGAUCACAGCGCCCCCACUUUUGGAAUCCCCGGAGGUCUGGCAUUCACUCCAAAUUUGUGGCUCGCCCUUCCCCAGAAACGGGUGGGCUGCCUCGUCCUCCAAAGCUCAUCUUCUUGGCAGCUGUCUGGUUGCCAGGGGUUACUGGAGCUGGCUCCAACUGUCUCCAUGGCGACUGUUGGUGCUCCAGCCCCCUCAGCCUCUCCUAGGGGAAGGGGGCGGGGCUUGGACGGCAGCUGUGGAGCCCCGCCCCCAGGGAGAUUGAGGCUCUGCUCCCAGGGCUGCAGGGGCUCUGAGCCCCGCAGAUUCCUCCGCGUCUCACCGUUUCAUGCCCCCAGUUCUCUUGUGCCUUCCCCGAUGUCCCUUCAGCCCCUAGCCAAGCGGUGCCGCCUCCAGCCUAGAGAUGCCGCCAAGAUGCCUGAGAGCGCCUGGAAGUUUCUCUUCUACCUGGGCGCCUGGAGCUACAGCACCUACCUGCUCUUCGGCACUGACUACCCCUUCUUUCACGACCCACCCUCCGUCUUCUAUGACUGGAAGACGGGCAUGGCAGUGCCACGGGACAUUGCAGUGGCCUACCUGCUACAGGGGAGCUUCUACGGCCAUUCCAUCUAUGCCACGCUGUACCUGGAUGCUUGGCGCAAGGACUCCGUGGUCAUGCUCGUCCACCACGUGGUCACCUUGGUCCUCAUUGUCUCCUCUUAUGCCUUCCGGUACCACAAGGUGGGCAUCCUCGUGCUCUUUCUGCAUGACAUCAACGACGUGCAGCUGGAGUUCACCAAGCUCAAUGUCUACUUCAAGUCCCGCGGAGGCGCCCACCACAGACUGCACGCCCUGGCUGCCGACCUGGGCUGCCUCAGCUUCUGCCUCAGCUGGUUCUGGUUCCGCCUCUAUUGGUUCCCGCUCAAGGUCCUGUACGCCACGAGCUACUGCAGCCUGCGGUCGGUGCCUGACAUCCCCUUCUACUUCUUCUUCAACGCGCUGCUGCUGCUGCUCACCCUCAUGAACCUCUACUGGUUCCUGUACAUCGUGGCUUUUGCUGCCAAGGUGCUGACGGGCCAGGUGCGGGAGCUGAAGGAUGUGCGGGAAUAUGACACGGCAGAGGCCCCGAGCCCGAAGCCCCGCAAAGCUGAGUGA